CUGGUGUUUAAUGUUUAACAUGAGGUUAGUUUUGCUACUGUUUUUAUUCAAAUUUUCAUCAUCCUCCAAUAUUUUGGGAGUUUUUGUGGUACCAUCAAAAAGUCACCAUAGAGCACUUUACCCAAUAUUUGAAAAAUUGGCAGAACAAGGCCACAAUAUUACUGUUAUUACAGCAUUUCCAAAAUUUAACAAAUCCCUAAAUAAUUUUCACGAGGUUGAUAUUUCUUUCACCAGAGAAAUUUACUUAAGUCUUAUGAAGAAGUAUUAUACGCGUCCCUAUGCUGAUACUUCAUCUAUUGAUAUCAUGUCGAUUGCAUUGCGGAUAUUUACUGAAAUAUUCGAAGAGGUUAUAGCUUUAAAGCAUGUAAGGGAUCUUAUCGACAAUAAAUUUGAUGUUUUGAUGGUUGAGACUGUUAUACCCUUAGCGUUCUUUGUAGGUAUUAAAAACAAAGCUCCUAUUAUAGGAAUAAGUUCCCUACCUGGGAUUUUAUACACACACGACUCUUUGGGUAACCCGUCACACCCAGUGCUCUCACCCAAUUUUAUAUUACAAAUGACAGAAGAUUCACCAACUUUUUACGAGAGGUUAACUAGUGUUAUGUUUAACACUGCUUUGCGGUUUUACUAUAAACUAUAUAUAACGCAUAGAAGUGACAUAAUUGCCAGGAAGUUUUUUGGAGAUGAUGUACCAUCUUUGAGUGACAUUGAAAAAAAUAUGAGUUUGGCCUUUGUUACAAGGAAUUGGGUAACCAAUGAAAUAAGUCCAAAUGUGCCCAAUAUAGUGGAUAUAAGUCUUAUUCAAAUUAAGCCCAAAAAAGCGUUACCAAAAGAUAUACAAGACUUUUUGGAUAAAUCAAAACGUGGUGUGGUUUAUUUUAGUAUGGGGACAAAUGAGCCCACUUACGAAAUGUGCAAACACAAAAUAGAAAUGAUAAAAGACGCCCUUUUAAGUUUGCCUUACGAUGUUCUAUGGAAAUCUGAUAUUAACAUCACCAUGAGCAAUAAUAUAAUGGUGAAAAAUUGGUUCCCCCAAAACGAUAUUUUAGCACAUCCAAAUUUGAGGGUUUUCAUUAGCCAAGGCGGUUCGCAUUCUUUAGAGGAAGCGGUACUAAAUGCAGUGCCUUUGGUGUUACUCCCGGUUUAUGCAGAUCAAGGUCAAAAUUCCAGACGCAUUUCCUCCAAAGGAAUGGCAGAAAAACUGGAUAUUUUCACAGUUACCAAAGAAGAAUUAGCUAAAACAAUCAUUAAAGUUGCUGAAACAAAAAGGUACAGGAUUAAUGCUCUGAAACUAAGCAAAAUAAUCAAGGAUCAACCGAUGAAAGGAGUUGAAAAAGCCGUUUGGUGGGUUGAGUAUGUAAUGAGGCACAAAGGGGCACGUCAUUUAAGAAGUGGUUUUGUUGAUAUGCCAUUUUAUCAAUAUUAUUUGUUGGAUGUUAUGGGUUUUAUUGGGUUAUUAGUUGUGGUUAUUAUAUUUGCAUUUUAUAAAACACUUUGCUGCUUUAAAAAUUUAUGUAGGCUCGAUGAAAAAUGUAAGCUACAAUGAUUUGUUUAUGUGUAUUUUGUAUGGUUAAUAAUAUUAAUACGUUUUUUAUAAUCAUAUUAAAGACUUUAAUUUUAUCGAGGCUGUUUUCAGUAAUAAUGAUUAAUUAUAGUAAAGGUUUUGUUGCAAAUUUGCUUAUCAUGUGGUUAAUUAGUUUUUGCAGAUGAUGGCCCCUUCC
Brassicogethes aeneus is the source of this 1718-nucleotide messenger RNA. The record is from the annotation of a GenBank genome assembly. NCBI's taxonomy places the organism in Eukaryota, Metazoa, Arthropoda, Insecta, Coleoptera, Nitidulidae.